AAUGAGGGGAUUUACACCUUUCUUCAUCAUGGUUGCGCUCCUCAUCGCCACCAUCUCUGCAACCAAGAUUAACGUGCCAAGACUGAGGCUGGCCUUUAAAGAUUUGAUCUCCACCAACCGGUCAUCUAUCUUCAGUGGGUAUGAUGGCCAUCUCUCACUUAGUGCCAUCUUUCUGGAUGAGUACCGCGAUCGUCUGUUUCUGGGAGGGAAAGACGUCCUGUACUCUCUCAUGUUGAGUCCUGUCAGCAGUGAAUCUAAAGAGAUCUACUGGCCCCCGUUACCGGGAAACAGAGAGGACUGCAUUCAGAUGGGGAAGGAACAGACAGAGUGUGCCAACUUCGUUCGUCUUCUGCAGCCUUACAACCGCACCCACCUGCUGGCCUGUGGCACCGGCGCCUUCAAGCCCAUGUGUGCCUUCAUCUAUGUGGGCCACAGAGGAGAGCAUGUGUUCACGAUGGAUCCAAAGAACGUGGAGAGCGGACGAGGAAAGGUUCCACACGACCCCAACUUCCCAUUUGCUAGCACCUUCAGCGGGGGAGAGCUGUAUACAGGACUGACAGCAGAUUUUCUUGGACGAGACUCUGUAAUCAUCAGGAGCAUGGGAGGUCGCACCACCAUGAGGACAGAGACUGAUCAGAAACUACUGAACAACCCCAGGUUUGUUGCAGCCCACCUGAUCCCGGACAACGAUGACCGGGACAAUGACAAAGUGUAUUUUUUCUUCAAUGAGAAGGCCUCAGAGGCGGGGGACAGGGAGGAGGCCAUACAUGCACGAGUUGGACGAGUGUGUGCGAAUGAUGUUGGAGGCCAAAGAGUUCUGGUCAAUAAGUGGAGCACCUUCAUAAAAGCCAGACUGGUCUGUUCUGUACCAGGACCGCAUGGCAUCGACACACACUUCAACCAGCUUGAGGAUGUUUUCCUGCUGAGGACCAAGGACGAGAGAAACCCAAUUGUCUACGCAAUAAUGAGCACCAUCAGUAAUGUAUUUCAAGGCUUUGCUGUGUGUGUUUACCGCAUGGCUGACAUCAGAGAAGCUUUCAAUGGACCUUUUGCUCAUAAAGAGGGUCCCGACUAUCAGUGGGGUCCGUAUGAAGGCAGAGUACCUUAUCCAAGACCAGGAGUGUGCCCAAGUAAAAUCACCAACCAGCCUGGCAGAGAGUUUGGCAGCACGAAGGACUUCCCUGAUUCUGUGCUGCACUUUGCUCGCAGCCACCCGCUGAUGUGGCGGCCGGUGUAUCCAGCCCUGCGCCAGCCUGCGCUGGUGAAGGCCAACAUACCCUACAAGCUGACGCAAAUCGUGGUUGACAGGGUCGAGGCAGAAGAUGGGCAGUAUGAUGUCAUGUUCAUCGGUACAGAUGUUGGUAAAGUGUUGAAGGUAAUUGCUUUGCAUUCUGGAAACAGUUUAGAAACAGAAGAAGUUACACUGGAGGAGCUACAAGUUUUCAAGGUGCCAACUCCAAUUACAUCAAUGGAAAUAUCAGUGAAAAGGCAAGCCCUGUAUGUGGGCUCUCCAGCAGGUGUGGCGCAGGUGAAGCUGCAUCGCUGUGAGACGUACGGGAAAGUCUGCGCAGAGUGCUGCUUGGCCAGAGACCCUUACUGUGCGUGGGACGGAUCAUCCUGCACGCGCUUUGUUCCUAACAGCAAACGACGCUACCGCAGGCAGGACAUCCGACACGGAAACCCCGUUCUGCAGUGUGUGGAUCAGAAUCUGGGUGACCUGGAUGUGACAGAGGACAAGAUUGUUUAUGGGACGGAGAAAAACAGCACCUUCCUGGAGUGUGUUCCUCGCUCACCACAGGCUACAAUCACGUGGCUAGUCCAACGUGAAGACCGCAAGGAAGAGGUGAAGCUGGAUGACCGUGUGAUGUCAACAGAACAGGGUCUGCUGUUUCGUCAGCUCUUCCGUCAGGACGAAGGCGUUUACAUCUGCCGCUCUCGAGAGCACGGCUUCACCCAAACCCUGGCUCGCAUCACCCUGGAAGUCCUCCAGGGGGACUCUGUGGAUGAGCUCAUGGCACGCGACAACUCAGGUCUCUCCGACGCGUUCAAAGACCGCUCCACGGGAAGCUACAGGCCCUGGAUGCUUUGCAACACGUACAGCAAGGGCGGCCCGCAGAGCCAAAUCGGCCAGUCGCGCACAUGGUUCAAGGACAUCAUGCAGCUCAUUGGGCCAUCGAACCUGCCGCAGGUGGAGGAGUACUGCGAGAGGAUGUGGUGCAACGACAAGCUCCGGAGGAAACACAAGGGCAUGUUGGAGAAAUAUCGCCAAGCACAGGAGAGCGCUCGGAAGGCUCGUAGCAAGAGCUCUGGUGAACGCAACCGGACGCCACGAGAUCUAAGAAACUGGGAGGCGUAGAACGAUGGGAAAUGAGGAGUGGAACAAAAGGAGGAAAUCAUAAUCUUUGUAAUUAUGAUUUAAAGACAAAAUCAGAGGCACAAAAUUAAAGACCAGUCUAACAACUUGAUUUAAAUCAGUCUGUUUGGGUCUAAAAGUGAGGAUUUUUUUAAAUUUAAGGAGUAAAAAAGAAAAAGAAAACUAGAUGCAGUUGAGUAUCUGUAGAUGAAUAAAAUGAACACCCAGCUUGAAGUAAAAAUCUCCAGCAUGUUUUCCUAUUUGCUAACAAUAAGCUAACGUGCUGGGAGGUUUAAUUAGUGAAAUAGUGCGUGUAAAGGUUGGGUUCUCGGCUGUCUCUCAGAGGCUGAGGUAAUGUUUUUGGAGGAACGACACAACAAGAGACUGAUUCUGAACUGAAUGUGUUGCAGAGUUCCCAACGACAACAUCAAUAAUGACAAAAGGACGAAGGACAAUUUUUUGAUCACACUCCAAGGAUGCUUUUAAAAUUUGAAUUACCAAGAACACUUUUUUGUUUUCGUGCAUAUUUGUAUGACAGAGAUGACAGACUCAACAUGUUACAUCUCAUCAUUUGUCAUCAAAACCUGUCAAACCACAGAUUUUUCAAAAACAUGUUCAUAUCUGUGGGCUUAUUUACAAUAUGAACAUUAUCAAACUAUCUGUUGACUUCUGAAAUCCUUCUACACACUGAUGCUGUAAAAACAUUAUGUUUUUAAUUCUGGCUGCUUUUACACAAUCCAAUCACUGGAUUAAUUUCCUUUUUACACACACGCAUGCACAUACACACACUGACAUCAAAUGACAUCUCACUCACCCAUUCAGAGUACCGAAGCUAAGCUAACACGAACUAAAAGCUAUCAUGAGACGACUGUUGAUGGUUCAACAGAUUUAGGGCACGUGAGUUUAUUUUAUUUUUUUGGACUAAACGAUCCUAUAAACACCAGCUGUAGAUUAAGAGCACAGCUCAUAUAAACAAAGACAAUUCUCAGUUACGUCUUGGUUCCAUGUGGUAACACUUCUUACAAUAUAUACGGUAACUACUGGCUACAACACCAAAACUACUUGGAUAAAAUAGAUGUGCCGCCAAAAAGUAUCGGACCCAGUGGUUUCAGAACCUCUAAGGAGGUCCAGUGUUUGGCACAGAGAUGUUCUGCAGACUUCAGACUUAUUCUAGUGCAUCUUGUGGAUGCUUUGUCAGGCAGAUCGGGAGGAUUUUGAGUUUAGUUGACAUCUUAUGCUUUUAGAUGAAGUUUAAAAAUGCAGUAGUAAAGUGUGCUGUUUUGUCGAAGAAGCUAAGUUUCAUAACAGAGCAAUGCAUUACAAAAAGUAGAUGAACAUCAGUGGUUUUAUUGUGUCUGACUUAGGGCUCAGAUAAUCACUGACUUUUACUCCCUACUGUCUGGAACUCACUGUACUGAACAGGAAUUUAUACUAAAGGACAAAUUCAAAAAGGACAAAGAGGAGCUGUAUGCAACAAUUUUAUAUUUUUUCUUGUUUUAGGACAUUAAUUAAAAUGUUUCCUUUCAUAAUGAUUAUGCCAUAGAAGCUUUGAUGAUUAAUCAUUUGUUUAAAAAUAGAAAUUUAAGUAAAAAAAUAUUUCCACUGGU
Messenger RNA from Austrofundulus limnaeus, 3960 nucleotides. It is a transcript of the gene sema3g, whose product is annotated as sema domain, immunoglobulin domain (Ig), short basic domain, secreted, (semaphorin) 3bl. NCBI's taxonomy places the organism in Eukaryota, Metazoa, Chordata, Actinopteri, Cyprinodontiformes, Rivulidae. Gene Ontology annotation, biological process: neural crest cell migration; axon guidance; semaphorin-plexin signaling pathway. Gene Ontology annotation, molecular function: semaphorin receptor binding; chemorepellent activity. Gene Ontology annotation, cellular component: plasma membrane. The record is from RefSeq and is a predicted model, not a curated record.